Zasmidium cellare ATCC 36951 is the source of this 1767-nucleotide messenger RNA. RefSeq lists its product as uncharacterized. Gene Ontology annotation, biological process: positive regulation of transcription by RNA polymerase II. The record is from RefSeq and is a predicted model, not a curated record. Gene Ontology annotation, molecular function: zinc ion binding; transcription cis-regulatory region binding; DNA-binding transcription factor activity, RNA polymerase II-specific. Lineage: Eukaryota; Fungi; Ascomycota; Dothideomycetes; Mycosphaerellales; Mycosphaerellaceae. Bases 1 to 1767 code for a protein of 588 amino acids. The transcript is spliced from 4 exons. Gene Ontology annotation, cellular component: nucleus.
AUGGCCCCUAGCGCGUUGAAGUCUCGAUCUGGAUGUUUGACAUGUCUGGCGCGCAAGAAGAAAUGUGACGAGGGUCUGCCGAAAUGCUCGCAUUGUCAACGGCUGGGACUGGCUUGCAUUAGCAGAAACGCACAACAAGUCAAAGCCGAUAUCACGCCCACCAAUUUGAGGAACAGAUCUUCAUCACUCCAGCCGGCCGUCUCGAAUGGCUAUCCAGCAUUCAAGACCCCAAUUGAGCAGAAGCUGUGUCUGGAAAGUCCCUACGUCUUGGACGUGUUAGUGUCUGACGGCCUCGCGGACAAAAGUUUCAAAAGCAUGUCCUUGCUGGGGAGGUUCUGCACGCAGAGUAGACUGGUACGGGAGGCGGUAGUAGCAUUCGCGGCCUUUGGCCUUCAGGACAUGGGCGAGGAAUACUACAAGCUGUCGCUCAAAAGCUACCAAAGUUGCCUCUCGGCGCUCCAAAAUACUCGGGCUUAUGAGAGCGAAGACUCCAAAGAGAUGGACUUUGCCAUCGUCUCUAUUAUGUUUCUUGGAUUGCUCGAGGCUCUGUCUCUCGGUAAUCCAAGUGCAUCUGUAGCUCACUUUGAGAUGUGUCGCAAGCUGCUGGCCAGUCGCUUGAAACGUCCAGCGUGGCUCCAAAGCAGCGAAUGCGUGAAUACUUACCGAAUGUGCGCAGAAUGCAUUAUUUACAACUUCGCAACACUGUCGCCGUUUCAUGAAGGUAUUGGACAAGCUGCGAGCGACUGGGAGGAGUCAUUCAACAGCCUUUUCCCAACAGACGACCACGCAAUUUCUUCCUUUCUUGGAGGCAUUGACUUCCAAGCGAUCUACCGGAUCAUGUUCUCGACUAAUGUACUGCUCCAUGAUAAGGGCUCAGGUGCGAACCAGACCAACGCCCACCCCGACGCCUGCCAAAACCUCUGGGAACGACUCGACACUCAAGAAAAAAAGGCCAACUCGCUUUACUUGAGCAUGUCUCACAAAGCUAUGGCAAAGCUGUAUCGAGCAAAAUACCUUGUGUCAAUCCAUGCCCAGCGUAUCCACUUGAUCAAGGUAUCGCGACCCACAGCUACUCCAGCAGACUUGACAGUGAAACUCUACCUCUCGAAAGCCAUGGCAAUCAUCAAGGAGCAGAAUGUCUGUGAGGCAUGGAACCCAGCGCUUCGCUGGCCACUGACAAUCCUUGCAUGUGCAGCACACACGGAUGCCGACUUCGACCUCGUGAUGUCCACGAUGGACGAAAUGAUGCAGAAACUAGACCCGGCCAACUCGAAAAGGCUGCAGUCUGCACAGGCGAUGUUAAGGCACUUCCGCAAGGGAAACGCUUGGCCUUCAUUGGACGGCUGGGAUGCGGAUGUGUCCCCGAACCAACUGAAGUUUCUGCUGAAACCACAGAGCUUCGACAUACCUCAACUGCAACACUCUAUAGGAGUCGAUAAGCGAGCUGCGCCUGUGCCGAUCGCAUGCAUUAACACAAUGCAACGAACCAACCACCACGCGCGUCGACAAGCAGCAAGCCGCCAUGCCGCGAUCGCCAGUCCACCAACAAUGUGUUACGCAACGCUCGUAACCUGGGAGAAAUGCGGACAUUUCCAAGUCAUGCAUCAAAUGUGUCCCAUAGCCAAACAGAAGAACCCACCGACUUUUUGCACGACGGCACAUGAGCCGAUGUCUAUGGACCUGGAUACUAGCUACGGAGUGUGUCCUGAUACGGAAAAGCACCCGCCAGUGGAGACCAGGCCGUCGACGAGAGUUCGGACUCGUUAG